Messenger RNA from Mus musculus (house mouse), 6330 nucleotides. It is a transcript of the gene Map4k4, whose product is annotated as mitogen-activated protein kinase kinase kinase kinase 4. The record is from RefSeq and is a predicted model, not a curated record. The transcript has 33 exons. Gene Ontology annotation, cellular component: cytoplasm. Gene Ontology annotation, molecular function: protein serine/threonine kinase activity; ATP binding; protein kinase activity. The coding region runs from base 585 to 4736 and encodes 1383 amino acids. Lineage: Eukaryota; Metazoa; Chordata; Mammalia; Rodentia; Muridae.
GCCCCGCACUUCCUCCGGGAAGGCCCCGAGGGCUCCCGGCCCCACCCCGGGCCGGGCCACCAUCCGCGGAGGGCCGGCCGCCCGGCCAUUGUUCGAGCCCCACCCCUGCUGAAUAUUCACGCGGGCGGGCGGCGAGCGAGCGAGGGCGAGGGCCGGGUUCCGCCCGCUCUCCCGGCGGAGGGGGCGGGGGAGUCGCUCGCCCCUCCUCAGCGGCGCCGGUCGGUGCCCCGCGUCCCCGCCCCCGCCCCCGCCUCCCGCGGCAUCUUUGUCUCGCGGCCUCGCGCUCGCUCGCUCGCCGCGCUCUCCGGCCCCAGCUCCGGGCCGCUCGUGCAGGCGCGCGCGCGCGGGGCGCCGGGGCCUGAGGCGGCGGGCGACGCCCGGGGGGCGGGUGGGGGCCGAGGGAGGACCGCCAAGCCAUGGUGUGAGCUCCGCGGCCAGCGCUCUCCGCGCCGCGCUCCGCUCCGACCGGACGACAAGCCGCCCGGGCGGCGGCGGCCUGCCCGUGCGGCCCGAGCCCCGGCGCCGCCGAGCCCCUGCCCGUCUCUCGCUCUCUCGCCCGCUCCCGGAGCGGCGACCCGGGGAAGAUGGCGAACGACUCUCCCGCGAAGAGCCUGGUGGACAUUGACCUGUCGUCCCUGCGGGACCCUGCUGGGAUUUUUGAGCUGGUGGAAGUGGUUGGAAAUGGCACCUAUGGACAAGUCUAUAAGGGUCGACAUGUUAAAACGGGUCAGCUGGCCGCCAUCAAGGUUAUGGACGUCACCGAGGAUGAAGAGGAAGAAAUCAAACUGGAGAUAAAUAUGCUGAAGAAGUAUUCUCAUCAUCGAAAUAUUGCCACGUACUAUGGUGCUUUCAUUAAGAAGAGCCCUCCAGGACAUGAUGACCAACUCUGGCUUGUUAUGGAGUUUUGUGGGGCUGGGUCCAUCACAGACCUUGUGAAGAACACCAAAGGGAACACUCUCAAAGAAGACUGGAUUGCUUACAUCUCCAGGGAAAUCCUCAGGGGAUUGGCACAUCUCCAUAUUCACCACGUUAUUCACCGAGAUAUCAAGGGCCAAAAUGUGCUGCUGACCGAGAAUGCUGAGGUGAAACUUGUUGAUUUUGGUGUAAGCGCUCAGCUGGACAGGACGGUUGGACGGAGAAAUACGUUCAUAGGCACACCCUACUGGAUGGCUCCAGAGGUCAUCGCCUGUGAUGAGAACCCAGACGCCACUUACGACUACAGAAGUGACCUCUGGUCCUGUGGCAUCACAGCCAUCGAGAUGGCUGAAGGGGCCCCCCCUCUCUGUGACAUGCAUCCAAUGAGAGCGCUGUUUCUCAUCCCCAGAAACCCUCCUCCCAGGCUGAAGUCAAAAAAAUGGUCAAAGAAAUUUUUCAGCUUUAUAGAAGGCUGUCUGGUGAAGAAUUACAUGCAGCGGCCCUCUACAGAGCAACUUUUAAAACACCCUUUCAUAAGGGAUCAGCCCAAUGAAAGGCAGGUUCGAAUCCAGCUUAAGGAUCACAUAGACCGGACCAGAAAGAAGAGAGGCGAGAAAGAUGAGACGGAGUACGAGUACAGCGGGAGCGAGGAGGAGGAGGAGGAAGUGCCUGAGCAGGAGGGAGAGCCAAGUUCCAUCGUCAAUGUGCCUGGAGAGUCAACUCUGCGACGUGAUUUCCUGAGACUGCAGCAGGAGAACAAGGAGCGGUCUGAGGCUCUGCGGAGACAGCAGCUUCUGCAGGAGCAGCAGCUCCGGGAGCAGGAGGAGUAUAAGAGGCAGCUGCUGGCUGAGAGGCAGAAGCGGAUUGAACAGCAGAAAGAACAGAGGAGGCGGCUGGAAGAGCAACAAAGAAGAGAACGGGAAGCCAGGAGGCAGCAGGAGCGUGAGCAGCGGCGGCGUGAACAAGAGGAGAAGAGGCGUCUCGAGGAACUGGAAAGGCGGCGUAAAGAAGAGGAAGAGAGGAGACGGGCAGAAGAGGAGAAGAGGAGAGUGGAGAGGGAACAGGAGUACAUCAGGCGGCAGCUAGAGGAGGAGCAGCGGCACCUGGAGAUCCUGCAGCAGCAGCUGCUCCAGGAGCAGGCCAUGUUACUGGAGUGCCGAUGGCGGGAGAUGGAGGAGCACCGGCAGGCAGAGAGGCUCCAGAGGCAGUUGCAACAAGAACAAGCAUAUCUCCUGUCUCUACAGCACGACCACAGGAGGCCGCACGCACAGCAGCAGCCGCCGCCCCCGCAGCAGCAGGACAGGAGCAAACCGAGCUUUCAUGCUCCAGAGCCCAAGCCUCACUAUGACCCUGCUGACAGAGCUCGGGAGGUGGAAGAUAGAUUUAGAAAGACUAACCACAGCUCCCCUGAGGCCCAGGCUAAGCAAACGGGCAGAGGACUGGAGCCACCCGUGCCUUCCCGGUCAGAGUCUUUUUCCAAUGGCAACUCCGAGUCUGUGCACCCUGCCCUGCAGAGACCAGCGGAGCCACAGGUACAGUGGUCCCACCUGGCAUCUCUCAAGAACAAUGUCUCCCCUGUCUCGAGAUCCCAUUCCUUCAGUGACCCUUCUCCCAAAUUCGCACACCACCAUCUCCGCUCUCAGGACCCAUGUCCACCUUCCCGCAGUGAGGGGCUCAGUCAGAGCUCUGACUCUAAGUCGGAGGUGCCCGAGCCCACCCAAAAGGCUUGGUCUAGAUCAGACAGUGACGAGGUGCCUCCAAGGGUUCCCGUGAGAACGACCUCUCGUUCCCCUGUCCUCUCCCGUCGGGAUUCCCCACUGCAGGGCGGUGGACAGCAGAAUAGCCAAGCAGGACAGAGAAAUUCCACCAGCAGUAUUGAGCCCCGGCUUCUUUGGGAGAGAGUGGAAAAGCUGGUCCCCAGGCCAGGCAGUGGCAGCUCUUCAGGGUCCAGCAACUCAGGAUCCCAGCCUGGCUCCCAUCCUGGGUCUCAGAGCGGCUCCGGUGAACGCUUCAGAGUGAGAUCAUCAUCCAAGUCUGAAGGUUCUCCAUCGCCACGCCAGGAAAGUGCAGCCAAAAAGCCUGACGAUAAGAAAGAAGUAUUCCGGCCUCUCAAGCCUGCGGGAGAAGUGGACUUGACUGCGUUGGCCAAAGAGCUUCGAGCAGUGGAAGAUGUUCGGCCACCUCACAAAGUAACAGACUACUCAUCCUCCAGUGAGGAGUCUGGGACCACAGAUGAGGAGGAGGAGGACGUGGAACAGGAGGGGGCUGAUGAUUCUACCUCGGGACCAGAAGACACCAGAGCAGCGUCAUCUCCGAACCUGAGCAACGGUGAAACAGAAUCUGUGAAAACAAUGAUCGUUCAUGAUGAUGUAGAAAGUGAGCCAGCCAUGACCCCGUCCAAGGAGGGCACCCUCAUCGUCCGCCAGAGUACAGUUGACCAAAAGCGUGCCAGCCAUCAUGAGAGCAAUGGCUUUGCGGGUCGCAUUCACCUCUUGCCAGAUCUCUUACAGCAAAGCCAUUCCUCCUCCACUUCCUCCACCUCUUCCUCCCCAUCCUCCAGCCAGCCGACACCCACCAUGUCCCCACAGACACCCCAGGACAAGCUCACUGCUAAUGAGACUCAGUCCGCUAGUAGCACACUCCAGAAACACAAAUCUUCCUCCUCCUUUACACCUUUUAUAGACCCCAGGUUACUACAGAUCUCUCCAUCUAGUGGGACGACAGUGACUUCCGUGGUGGGAUUUUCCUGUGAUGGGCUGAGACCAGAAGCCAUAAGGCAAGAUCCUACUCGGAAAGGCUCAGUGGUCAAUGUGAACCCCACGAACACUAGGCCACAGAGUGAUACCCCCGAGAUUCGUAAAUACAAGAAGAGAUUUAACUCAGAGAUCCUGUGUGCUGCCUUAUGGGGAGUGAACUUGCUGGUUGGUACAGAGAGCGGUCUGAUGCUCUUGGACAGAAGUGGCCAAGGGAAAGUAUACCCUCUGAUCAGCCGAAGACGGUUCCAGCAAAUGGAUGUGCUCGAAGGCCUAAAUGUCCUGGUGACAAUAUCUGGCAAAAAGGAUAAGUUACGUGUCUACUAUUUAUCCUGGCUAAGAAAUAAGAUUCUUCAUAAUGAUCCAGAGGUUGAGAAGAAGCAGGGGUGGACCACUGUGGGCGACUUGGAAGGGUGCGUGCACUAUAAAGUCGUAAAAUAUGAAAGAAUCAAGUUUCUGGUAAUUGCUUUGAAGAGUUCUGUGGAAGUCUAUGCAUGGGCACCGAAGCCAUAUCACAAAUUUAUGGCCUUUAAGUCAUUUGGAGAACUGCUACAUAAGCCAUUACUGGUGGAUCUCACUGUGGAGGAAGGCCAGAGGUUGAAAGUGAUCUAUGGAUCCUGUGCGGGAUUCCAUGCUGUUGAUGUGGAUUCAGGCUCAGUCUAUGACAUUUAUCUACCAACACAUAUUCAGUGUAGCAUCAAACCCCAUGCAAUCAUUAUCCUCCCCAACACGGAUGGGAUGGAGCUGCUGGUGUGCUACGAAGACGAGGGGGUUUACGUUAACACGUACGGAAGGAUCACCAAGGACGUGGUUCUGCAGUGGGGAGAGAUGCCGACAUCUGUAGCAUAUAUCCGGUCGAAUCAGACAAUGGGCUGGGGAGAGAAGGCAAUAGAGAUACGAUCUGUGGAAACUGGUCACUUGGAUGGUGUAUUUAUGCACAAAAGGGCUCAGAGACUAAAGUUCCUGUGUGAACGCAAUGACAAGGUGUUCUUUGCCUCCGUCCGCUCUGGUGGCAGCAGCCAGGUCUAUUUCAUGACCUUAGGCAGGACUUCUCUUCUGAGCUGGUAGAGGCAGUGUGAGCUGGGAUCACUGACCUCUGGAGUCGGCAAGACCCUGAGCGAGACCUUGGAAUUCCUUGCAACUGGAGCUCAGAGCUGUGCUGGUGCAGCCAGGACAGCUGUCUGCAGGCCACCUGCGCGUCGCAUCGGGUCGGGUCGGGCCCUCUCCCCUCCCUCCUACACUUUUUGCCAGUUUAUUCCCAUUCUCUCCUUUUCCUUUCUCAAAUAAAUCAAGGCUGCAUUGCAGCUGGUGCUGUCUGGACUCCACCAUCGGUGCUAGGAGUGCUUGGGAAUGGACUCAGACCGGGAAGAGCGAGUGAGCGAGCGAGCGCUGCGCCUUCCCUGCAGCUCCAGGAGGCCGUCUCCGAGCGAGCGAGCGAGCGAGCGACUGUCCUAUGGGUGUCUGAAGGGUGUGAUGAGCGCACCGUCAGACUUUGGCAGUGGGCACAAAGAAGUGAAAAGUGGGCGUAAGAAGCAGCUUGCAGAAGCAGAGAACAGAUUUAAUAUAGUAACAUUAACAAUGUAUUUAAUUGACAUUUCUCUUUUUGUAAUGUGACAGUAUGUGGACAGAGAAGAAGGUGCAGGUUUAAGAAGUUAAUAUUUAUAAAAUGUGAAAGACACAGUUACUAGGAUACCUUUUUUUUGUGGGUGGGGCUUAGGGUGGGGUGGGGUGGGUUAAAGGGUCCCAUUUUGUUUCUUUGAAAGUUUUUUGGAGGGGAUUGUCCUGGCCAAGAACUCAGUCAUUUUUCUGUGUACCAAGUUUUGCCUAAAUUGUGCAGGUGGUUCUUAAAAAAGAAAGAAAAGGAAAAGAAAAGUGUGUGUCUUGUUGGAGGGCCAGAAGUUUGUCGUGUGACAGUAUUAGCCCGGCCUCGGCUACAGGUUUAAAGUCUGUUAGGCCUAAGUGCAGCUCCCCGUGGCCUGCACACACCGUAGGAGAAGGUCAGCUUUCCUGUGGGGUUUUGUUUCAUUUUGUUUUGUUUUUUGCCUACCUCACUGUUUUUAAUGCAUUGAGAGGUGACUUAGUUUAUGGUUUUGGCAGAAAACAUUAAUGUUUAAUUUAACCUUAAUACCAAAACUAUCUGAUUAAAGUUUGACUUUGUCACAAGUCUAAAUCAGGUACAAAAAAGGAAAAAAACAAAAAAUAAAAAACAAGCCUGUCUAUGACAGCAGGGAGUAGCCUUGUAGCUGCUGCAGUCUGCUUCUAGCAUGCAGACUGCUCUGUUCUCACCAAGUUCACCAUUAGCGGGUGACAGGCAGCCAGCUGCCACCUGUGACACAUAAGAGAUGUCAUUGUUCUCAGUUGGGUUUGGAAGCAGGCAGGGGUCACACUGGGGAGUCACACAGACUGUUGAUGUUGCAGGAGCCUUUCUUGGGAGUGACGGUGUGUCCCUUUUCUAAGAAUGCAAUGCACUAAAACUGUUUUAAGAAUGUAGUUUGCCCUACUUCUUCAUAGAUGGCCCCUCCCUGCCUGUGUUUCAGGUGUAAAAUCGACACUCUGGCUUUUCUCCUUUUCUCACGUGCUCUCUUGUUCUCUUUUUUUAAAACUAAUUUUUCUUUAUGAAUAUGUCUGUGACAUUUGUAAUAAAUGUCUUGUAAUAAUUUGC